CUCCACGCUGUCUCCCCAGGUUCAAGAUAUAAAGAGGGAUCUGUUCACUUUUCUUUUCUCUCUCUACCCUCCUACUAUCUAUUUAAUUGUUGAUACCCCUUUUCUUCCUCCUUCGUAUUCUCUAAAAAUUUCACUGACGUCAUAAUGUCUUCUGCUCAGCAGCGUCUUACCCAGGUGACUUCCCACUUCACCCCUGGUGGUAAGAAGGGCGUUGCCGCCAUCACCGAGAAGCACCCCGAUGACAUUGUCGUGACAUGUGCCCUUCGCUCUGCCCUCACCAAGGGUGGAAAGGGUGGCUUCAAGGAUACUGCGGCUGCUGAUAUCCUGGCUGGCGUUUUCAAGGGUGUUAUUGAGAAGAGUGGCAUCGACCCCAACGUCGUUGAGGAUGUUGCUGUCGGCUCCGUCCUUGCCCCUGGUGGCGGUGCCACCGAGUUCCGUGCUGCUGCUCUGGUUGCUGGUUUCCCCGAGACUACUGCUGUCAAGAGCUUGAACCGUCAGUGCUCCAGUGGUCUCCAGGCCAUUGUUGACAUUGCCAAUGCUAUCAAGUCCGGCAUGAUUGAAGUUGGUAUUGGUGCUGGUGUGGAGAGCAUGUCCUCUCAGUAUGGCCCUGGUGCUGUCACUGAAUUCUCAGAUCUCCUCGAAAACCACCAAGAGUCUGCCAACUGCAAGGUUCCCAUGGGUGUUCUGUCGGAGAACAUGGCGAAGGAUCGUGGCAUUUCUCGUGCUGUCCAAGAUGCUUUCGCCGCCUCGUCCUACCAGAAGGCUGUUAAGGCUCAGAAGGCUGGCCUCUUUAACGAGGAGAUCUAUCCUCUUCAGGUCAAGUGGACCGACCCCAAGUCUGGCGAGGAGAAGACCAUUACCGUCAAGGCUGAUGAUGGUAUCCGUGACGGCAUCACCCCUGAAUCCCUGGGCAAGAUUCGCCCUGCUUUCGCCAAGGAUGGCUCCAUUCACGCUGGCAAUGCCUCCCAGAUCUCUGACGGUGCUGCUGCUGUUUUGUUGAUGAAGCGUUCCACUGCUGAGCGCCUCGGUCAGAAGAUCAUCGGCAAGUACGUCGCCGCUAGCGUUGUGGGUGUUAAGCCCCUGCUCAUGGGCAUCGGCCCCUGGAAGGCCAUCCCCGUGGCCCUUGAGAAGGCUGGCAUCACCAAGGAUGACGUUGACAUCUACGAAAUCAAUGAGGCCUUUGCCUCUCAGUGCGUGUGGUGUGUCAAUGAACUUGGACUGCCUCAAGAGAAGAUCAACCCUAAGGGAGGUGCCAUUGCAUUCGGACACCCUCUUGGCUGCACCGGUUCUCGCCAGAUCAGCACCCUGCUGACAGAGUUGAAGCGCACUGACAAGAAGAUCGGUGUCACCAGCAUGUGUGUUGGUACUGGUAUGGGCAUGGCUGCCGUUUGGGUUCGCGAAUAAAUGAGCUGGCUCAAAACUUGUUUUUGUGUGUCCCUUUUUCUUCGAUUCUCUUCCUGUACAGCGAUUAUAUAUACGCAUGACGAUUUUGAUUUGUACGCAUACUUUCCAGAAUACCAAGC
Molecule: messenger RNA, 1523 nt
Organism: Aspergillus caelatus
Lineage: Eukaryota; Fungi; Ascomycota; Eurotiomycetes; Eurotiales; Aspergillaceae
Product: 3-ketoacyl-coA thiolase peroxisomal A precursor
Exons: 3
Coding region: 145-1404 (419 amino acids)
Biological process (GO): phenylacetate catabolic process; fatty acid beta-oxidation
Cellular component (GO): peroxisome
Molecular function (GO): acetyl-CoA C-acyltransferase activity
Source: RefSeq, a predicted model, not a curated record